AUGCGACUGGGAGUGAACAUCAGCAGUUCAUGGUUGUUACCGCAAAACGAGUUUCCGGUUUUCUAUCGACAUUUCAGAGACAGAGUGACAUGGUUCGAAGCGGACGCUGUAUGCCAAUUUCACCACGCUCAACUGGCCACAGUUGAAUCUAACAGUCAGUUUGAGGCAAUACGUAGUUAUCUGAAGGAAUUAGACGUUAUCGAGAAUGUUUGGAUUGGUUUGAAGCGGAACAGCGAAGCAGUUAAUUCACAUGGACUAAUUACCAGCCACUUGCAAGGAGCGGUUACUUUAGAGAAGAAGUUCCACGUUCAUCGGACCCAGUUUUGCUUGUCACCGCCCUACGGCCACUUCAAAAUGGCAACAGCUUACACUGGGAGGCCCCGAGUAGCAUCAUUCGUUUGCGAACUUCCAGUUCCAUAUUGGGCGUCCAAGAAUAACGGUUGCAUGACAAGUAUGAUGGAAGGUAUGACAGUAACUUUCUUGCCGGAACGUCCUGCCAUUCAACUCACUAAGGAAUGCAGUCCAGGUGUCUCCAAAAAUGUUACUUGCAAAGGAAACAUGAAACAAUCUGAAAUAAUCGAAAAAUUGAGCUGUCCAAAUUCUAAUAAGCCACUGAAGACGUUAUUCAAACAGGUCAAACCUGAAAUAGUUGAUAUCAAGCUAAAAACCACAACCUCAAGCUCAGAAUCUGAUGUUGAAGACUACGCCAUCGAAAUGGCCACGAUUGCUCAAUACAACGACGAAACGUUCCAGUCGAUAUCUAAAGUGAUGGGUCGCGGUAGUGGUGGCAUCAUCAACUUGCCACAAGAGAUGUCGAUCGCCCAAGAACCGAUAAAGUCUUCGGGCCGAGGAAGUUUCGACACCAACGGCAUUGAUUCGGCAUUUAUCGGAGGUCAGGUCGAGGCCACCAGCACCGGCGCUAGUAGCAUCAGCGCCAGUACUAGCACUAGCACCGCCAGUACUAGCACUAGCACCGCCAGUACUAGCACUAGCACCGCCAGUACUAGCACUAGCACCGCCAGCUCCGUGUCCAGCACGAGCUCCGUUACCAGCGCUAGCACUACCAGCACUACUAGCUCCACACCGAAAAGCGAACCAAAAACCUCAUCGACGAUAACCAUGAAAAAAACGACGACACUGACACCUAUUGCUGCAACUGCUACCGAGACCACGACUCAUACCGGCUCGGUCAACUAUAGUACAGCGUCCGGCACCACGACCCAUGCGACCACAGUAAAUAAAGCGACCACCUCGGCCACAAAAACCGGCACAACCGGUCGCACUGUGACAACCGUUAGCGGCCAGCCGACUGGAACCCCGACCACAACCAGUAACAGUCAUCAUAGUCGCCAACGUGGAAACUCGGCAUACACGACCACCGUUAACACCAACGCCAACGCCCCAAUCUACGCCACCACCACCACCACCGGCCUGCCCAGGAGCCGACCGACUGCACAAGUUACGACCACCGAGAAGAUACACACCGUGGCCAAAAUACUGACCGCCGAGACUGGUGACGUCCGCCGGGCCAACGGUCGCCGGCCAACCGCUGCCACGCUGGCAGCCAUCGCGACGGUCGUGGCUAAAAUACCGUACACUGUUGCCUCCACCUCGGCCACCAGCACUACCAGCCGCCCGUUGAACGCACUGCGGUCAUACGCCAAUUUCGGUGACGGAGACGUUGCCACCACGAAGGACGCCCCGACCACUGAGCCACCGAUUCACGUGUACAAGAAAAUCGAUUUCCCCGGGUUGCCGAUCAAUGACGACGGAGAUUACGUGCGCAAGCCUACCGCCACUCCGUUUUCCAGCACCUCGGCCACCACGUUUUCCAGUCCCGUCACCACGAACGAUAACAAUGAGGCGACUAAGCGUUAUUCGACACCGCUGGCCAUGGCCGCUUCUACCACCAUCAGCGCUUCUGCCAGACCUACCGAUUCCCUCAACAACACAUACCCUGCCGCCGCCGAAACAGCUACCACUAACAUGGUAUCCGGCACAUCGCCACCCGUGGCCUCCGUUACCGUCGACGAAUCAGAUGACGACAACAACAACUGGAACCUGAUCCCGUCGUCCCCUUCGUCCCUGCCGGCCAAAACUGCCAACGACGCUGUCAUUACCACCAUGACCAGUGCCUCCGUAACUGCUGCGUUCGAUGUCACGUCCACCGCCACCGAUGUAGCAGCCGCCACCGUCACCGCCGCAAUCACUACAACCGCCAGGACCACCUCCACCAUCACUCCCACUGAGAGCACCUCUACCGUCGCAGCCACUACAACCGCCGCUCCCGCUAACCACCGGAAAAUUGCCAACUACGACGCGUAUACCGAUCACCCCAAUCGCAGCCGUCACAUAGUCCGCCCCAAACAGCAGCAUCACCACUCCUACCCUUACAUCUUAUACAGACUUUUGGGAUGA
Macrosiphum euphorbiae (potato aphid) is the source of this 2418-nucleotide messenger RNA. Lineage: Eukaryota; Metazoa; Arthropoda; Insecta; Hemiptera; Aphididae. The record is from the annotation of a GenBank genome assembly.